This is a messenger RNA of Metopolophium dirhodum (rose-grain aphid), 1324 nucleotides long. Its product is annotated as immunoglobulin-binding protein 1-like. The transcript has 4 exons. Lineage: Eukaryota; Metazoa; Arthropoda; Insecta; Hemiptera; Aphididae. The record is from RefSeq and is a predicted model, not a curated record. Gene Ontology annotation, biological process: regulation of signal transduction; regulation of dephosphorylation. Gene Ontology annotation, cellular component: cytosol. Bases 190 to 1224 code for a protein of 344 amino acids. Gene Ontology annotation, molecular function: protein phosphatase 2A binding.
AUUUUAGUUGCAACCUACUGUGGUUCCGUCCAUCUAAAUAUUAUAGUCAGUGCUCUUUUCAAAACUUUACUGUCAUAUAGGUACGAUAUACUACUACAGUGAUUGGUGAGUGGUCUUUCUUUUGGUUUCGCUGGCCUUCCGGAAAGGACCUCCGCGUUGGACGUGAAAAUAGCCACUGAGAUUUGAAAAAUGGCCACAGCGUCAGUGUCCGUAGAAUUUCAAAACCUCACAUUGUCUGAGUGCUUCGACCAAGGCCUGUCGUCUUACGAGAGUAUUUGCGAGUCUACAGAGCCGGCCAAGGAAUCGGGAACACAGUACAGGAUAAUAAAAUGCAUGAAAAUAUUGGAGCACACUACACAACUCGUAUCCGCGGCGGGCAUGUUUAGCGACAAUGAGACCAUCGAAGAGAUACCAACGGCCGACAUCAAAUACAUGUUACUGCCAUUCAUGUUGGGGUCUCUGGCACUGAAACUCACAAACAACGGCAACAGAUUGGAUGUCGUCAAAACAGCUGAAGUAUAUUUCAGAGAUUAUCUCCAGAGGUGUAAAGAUUAUGGAUUGGCUGACCAUACAAUACCACCUGUGUACACAGACUCUGAAGAAACCACUACUCAGGCCACUAUGGAUUUUUCUCUCAUGGCUCGUAGGCGUGCCGAAAAAAUUAAGAGUUACAAGGAACAAAAAUUAAUGGAGUCUCAGUUACAGCUGUUGAAGGAACAGAACGAACGCGAGUCUGUUGAUGACGAAAUGAGAAGAAAGUACAUAGUCUCUUUACUGAAAUACAAUAUUGGCAAGGCUUUGGAAGAAUUAGAUUCGCUUCAAGCCGAAAUGAGAAUUUUACACUAUAAAUUGAAACAUGAGGAUAAAGACAACCCUGAAAAUGCAAAAUCUCAAAAAAUCAAACCUAAACCGUUAAUGCCUAUUAUUAUCACAAAAAAUAAGUUACAAAAACAAGUAUUUGGUGCUGGCUAUCCGAGCUUGCCAACAAUGACAGUUGAAGAAUUCUGUCAAAAACGUAUCAAUGACGGAAUAUGGCAUUUACCUACUGCAGAUAACACCAAGUGUUUACAACAACUGUCUGAAGCUCCAGAACCAGAACAAGAAGAUAAAGAAGACAAAAUCAAUGAGGAAGAAGAAGAAAACGAAAGACAACGACUAAAUGCUCGCGACGAGUACAAAGAUGACCAUCGCCGAGGAUGGGGUAAUAGGCAUAAUAGAAGUUAAAGGACCUGAUAAUUUAAUAUUAGGUUUUGUGUUACACUAAAUUACCAUGUUAAUUAAUUAUUGCUAUAAUAUUAUCUAAUAAAUACUAUAAAUUACUAAA